Corylus avellana is the source of this 2154-nucleotide messenger RNA. NCBI's taxonomy places the organism in Eukaryota, Viridiplantae, Streptophyta, Magnoliopsida, Fagales, Betulaceae. The record is from RefSeq and is a predicted model, not a curated record.
CUGUUUGAUCGGAGUUUCGAAAUUUUCGAGGAAGGGUUUGAUGAAAUCUGCGAAAUUAAACCCUAAAACUUGAAAUGGAUCAAUUAGGGCUUUAUUCCAGAGGGGUUUACUCAGUUUGAUUGGACUUUGGAAAGUUGGGAAAAUUUUCAGCUCUAACGUUUACUGCCUGUUUGAUCGGAGUUUCGAAAUUUUCAAGGUAGGGUUUGACGAAAUCUGGGAAAUUAAGCCCUAAAACUUGAAGUGGAUCAAUUAGGGCUUUAUUCCAGAGGGGUUUACUCAGUUUGAUUGGACUUUGGAGAAAAUUUUCAGCUCAAGGAUUUGUUUAAGCUCGGGAUAUGAAACCCUAAGCGUGAAAUUAUGAAGGAUAUUGGUUUUACUUUCUUCAAUAAUAUCUUUUGAGUUUGCCCAAUUUGGUGAAUGCGGAUUUGAGGGGUUUUACUGAACUGAAGGCCGCUGAUUGAUUUUGAUCUUCUGCGGAGGACUUCUAUGUGAAUCAGUUUUCUCAGUCUGCUGAUUGUUUUGGAUCUUCUGCAAUGGAAGACACAUAUUUGUUUUGUUUUGAAUCGCAACUAUGUGGAUCAGUUUGUUCAUUCUUUCGUUUCAUGUAUUUUUGUUUCAUAGAUGGACGUCAAGACAGCAAGAAAGCCUUAUGUUUUUGAUCGCCUGGGAAGAAAACCUUCAGAUAUUUCUCACAACAAAUCUGUUUGCAUCUUCUGGCGUAAUGGUAAAUGCCUCAGGAACCCAUGUAGGUUCCUUCACAGUGAACUACCAGUCACAUGUGCAAAGAAAGGGUCCUACUUGGAGUCAUCUAAUCAGAAGGAUCUCCCUACAAAGAACUCCAAUUAUAUUAGGACCAAGAACAAAUUGGUUUUGAAAAGGUUCUUGGAAACUACUGUUGAAAAUUCCCGAGAAGAUGCUGGUUCUAAAGACUGCAAAAGGGGAACUUCUAAGAACUUAGCUUUGAAGAAUGAGGAGAGUGGUUCCAACAGUACAGAAGAUGUUCUUACGAAAUCUGAAGAUGUUCUUACGAAAUCUGAAGAUGUUCUUAAGCAAAAUGUUUGUCAAUCCUGGGUGCAUGGCAACUGCAUAGAUGGCAAUAAGUGUCAGUCUCUGCAUUCCUGGUUUCAUGCGGAUGGGUUAUCGAUCUUGGCUCGGCUUCAAGGGCACACAAAGGCAGUCACAGGGAUUGCACUUCCUGAAAAAAACAACAAGCUUUACACAGGCAGCAGUGACAGAACAGUUCGGAUUUGGGAUUGUCAUACAGGACAAUGUGCUCAAGUCAUUGAACUCGGUGCCGAUAUAGGAUCAAUGAUUAGUGAAGCUGUUUGGGUGUUCAUUGGCAUGCCUAAUGUUGUUAAGGCAUUGAACACUGAGUUAGGUGCCGAAUAUGAUCUCAAUGGACCGAUUGGUCAAGUGUACGCCAUGGCAACAACUGAUGAUAUUACGCUUUUUGCUGGAGGCCAGGAUGGUGUUAUUUUAGCGUGGAAGUGCACUACUGAAACUAAUUCCCCUUUCCAACCCAUCGCAUCUCUUAAAGGACACACAUCAGACGUAGUAUCUUUAACUGUUGGACGCGAGCGGUUGUAUUCAGGUUCUAAGGACCACACAAUAAGGGUUUGGGAUCAUAAAACUUUAGAGUGUGUUAUGACACUGGAUGGUCAUGCCGAUACUGUGACGUCCCUUAUUUGUUGGGAGGAUUAUCUGUUAUCCGGUUCUUUGGACCGGACAGUAAAGGCUUGGGCUAUGAAUGAAGAGGGCCACGUGGAAGCAAUCUAUACACACGUUGAGGAACACGGUGUUGUUGCUUUCUGCGGGAUGAGGGAUGGGAAUGGCAAACCAACCUUGUAUUGCUCUUGUAAUAACAAUUCUGUCCAGUUGUAUGAAAUGCCAUCAUUCGAUGAUGGGGGCAGAUUAUUUACCAAACAAGAAGUUAAAGUUAUCCUACAUGGUCCAAAGGGACUCGGACUUUUUUUUACUGGGGAUCAAACUGGUUUGGUCACGGCGUGGAGGUGGUUACCAAAAUCCAAGGAGUAGCAGCAGAUUUGCUGUCUUUUUGUUUGAACAGUUACUCAUUAGUUGAUUAAAUGUACAAAAUUUUGUAAUAACCCUUUUACGAUGAGGAAUAUAAUAUAAUAGAAUUGUAUUUUUCUUCUA